CCAAUGAAAUACUAGGAAAAGAAUAUUCCAAAAAGCAUAAACAUGGCUUCGCGAUACAAUCACGGUGUUCAGCGAGUUUUAGCGAAAUUAGAAGCAUCUAUAAAUUCAGAAAAUUAUUACGAGGCACAUCAAAUGUACAGAACUUUAUAUUUCAGAUAUCUCGGACAGAAAAAAUAUUCAGAACUUUUGGAAUUAUUGUAUAAUGGAGCCACUCUAUUAUUACAGCACGAACAACAUGCUAGUGGAGCUGACCUAGGAAUUUUAUUUAUAAAUGUCUUAAUACAAUCAGGAACAGAACCUUCUCAAAUAUAUUUUGAAAAAAUUACAAACUUAUUAUGUAUAAUGAGUUCUUCCUCACCUGAAAGAGAUAUAUUUGUACAAUCUGCUCUUCGAUGGAGUACAAAGGGUACAGAAUAUAAAACUGGUCAUCCAGAUUUACAUCAAAAGAUAGCUCAAGUAUUUUGGAGAGAAAAAAAUUACGUAAUGGCAAGACAACAUUUCAUACAUAGUAAAGAUGGUUCUGGAUAUGCUGCAAUGCUUGUUGAACUUCACGAGCAACGUGGUUAUACGAAUGAAAUAGAUCUUUUCAUUGCACAGGCAGUUUUACAAUAUCUUUGUUUACAAAAUAAAGCAGCUGCAGAAGAAGUUUUCAAUUCCUAUACUUUGCAACAUCCAAAAAUAAAGAGGGGUCCACCAUAUCUUCUUCCACUACUAAAUUUUUUAUUCUUUUUGUUAAAAAUAAUUGAUAGUGGUAAGCUUACUGUAUUUACAGUACUUUGUGAACAGUACCAAAUAUCUUUAAAUAGAGAUCCAUGUUAUCGACAGUACUUAGAUAAAAUAGGACAGUUAUUUUUUAAUAUACCGUCUCCACGACCUCGUAAUCAAGGACUAUUUGGUUCACUGUUACAAUCUUUUUUUAAUGGUUUGGAAGAUGAAGAUUCAGACGAUGAACAGAGAAAUACAGCUUCAACAUCACACACCAUACAAGAACUUGAUUGAUUAAAGGUUAUAUGUCACUGUACAAUGUGAUGAAAAUGAAUAAUUAAUAUUUAUAUAUACGUACAUAUUUUAAUGUCCCACAUGUUUUCAGCAACUGUGUUGUGCUAAACGGUCAAAUUUCUAAAUACUGCAUUGAAAUGAACUUUCACGAAUGACCUGUACAGAUAAACUAAUUUAUAAGAAAGAUAUGUGGGAUACAUUCAUAGAAGAAUUUUCUAAAAUUGCAAGUUAUAUAAAUAGUUCCAAGAAACCAAUUUUAUAUAGAACAGAAAUAACUAUGAAUGGUAAUAAUCUUUCAUAUUUUUCUUUUCAUUGUCAAAAUUUAUUUUGAUAAUGUAUUCGACGCAUUUCAUUGUAUUGAAAUGAUAAGAAAGAAAUCUGAAUUGUAUAUAUAAAAUUUUAUUUCAAUGCUGCUAUGAACUUUAAGGCGAAGUUUGAACGAAAUCCUUGUGUUAGUAACAAUGUAUAUAUCAGAUAUUCAAGAGCAAAUAUGUACUUGGAUAUUACUAUUAAAUUGAAUUUUUGUUUUAUGUAAACUUAUUUUUGUGACAAAUAAUUGUGACGUAUAUACUUAUAGCUGCAAAGAACGAAUAGUUAAUGAAUAGUAUUAUUUCUUGCUAAAUUAUGCUAAAGUAAAGUGAAAUAUCAAUCAAUAGAUAUGUUUGUAUUAAUGUAGCCAUUUAUAGAUAAAUAUUUUACCUGUUACUAUGAUUUAAAUAGAGUGAAUAUAGCAACUGUUGUAGCAACCGAUAAAAUAUUUAUUUAUUAAUAAUUAUCAAAGUUUUAGUGGGUUAUUUAUUCAAUUAAAAAAAAUAAAAUGGCCAUGAUUGUAUCAUACAACACUAGUGUAUUAAUAAAGGAUAAUGUAUGAUUAAGAAGUAUUGUAUGAAAGAAGCUUUAAGAAACAUGAUUAGAAAUACAGAUUUAUAGUAACUAUA
This is a messenger RNA of Osmia bicornis bicornis, 1937 nucleotides long. RefSeq names its product Golgi to ER traffic protein 4 homolog. The coding region runs from base 43 to 999 and encodes 318 amino acids. Lineage: Eukaryota; Metazoa; Arthropoda; Insecta; Hymenoptera; Megachilidae. Gene Ontology annotation, biological process: protein insertion into ER membrane. Gene Ontology annotation, cellular component: cytosol; BAT3 complex. The transcript is spliced from 6 exons. Gene Ontology annotation, molecular function: protein binding. The record is from RefSeq and is a predicted model, not a curated record.